CGGAAACAGUGAGUCAGCCGACUUGGUCUACGCCGCCCGCCUCGCUCUCUUGGUUCUCCAUUCUCGGUUCCCGGUUCCCGGUUCUGUCUGCUUAACCGCCGUAACCGCAACUCCAUCGUGUAACAGAAUACAGCCGUAUAUAGCGCAGAUGAUAAGCUUACCGGAGAUGGGAUAUAAAUCGUUGUGCAUUAUGGUGAAACAGUGAAGUUUUCUACGUAUAUAUGUAUGUACAUAUAUGUAUAAUGUAUGUAUACAUCUUCUACCUACAUAAAUGCGACGCGCUUGCGGAAAUAUUGAGACGCGUACCGAGCGAGAUCGUUAAUCUGUACUAAUCGUCCGGAAUUUGGAAACAACGAAGUGUAAAGCUGUGCAGAGGAGAGUGGCUGCCGAUUUAUAAAUACUAUAUACACCCCGGAUCGAUGAUCACGAUAUAACAUCUAAUAGUAAGAGAUAAGAAAGUUGGAUUAACGAAAUAUGAAAAAAUCGAAAUCGUGAAACUUCCACCACGUUUUGAUUUCAAAGCUAACGAGAAAGAAAAGGAAAAUAAAAGAGAACGAGUCAGACGAAAGUAACUCGCCGAUCGCGAUAGUGUAUAAAAUCAACAUGGCGGAGCGGGAGGAGCGGGAAACUAUCCUGGCGCGAAAUCAGCCGGGAAGGAAGUCGAUAAGACCGUCGAGUUUCCGGAAGACGUUGAACCCGGAUGGAACAGUAAUCCAGCAGCGACGCAGUCCGAUGAUCGGUACUGAUUCGAGGACCAGCAGUCCCAGUCCGAGGGGAAGUCCCUCGACGCCGGAAGGACUUAAACAGUGGGAACUCGUCGAGGGCGACGCGGGUCUCAGGGUGGUGGAAAAACGAAGCACCGGCGGUGGCGGGAAUUCGAACGUCAAUUCGAAUUCUAAUUCGGCGAGUGGGUCGCCGGUCAUGACCGGUAGCAGAGGCUCGUCGUUUAGAUCGCGAGGAAGCGCCGGAGGUGUUCCGAUAUUCGUUAACGAACGGACGCAGAACUCAAUAGUAAGUCAGAAUAUUCAGGACUUCGAGAAUGUUCUGGCUAAGAAGUUCGGUCGGUCAUUUGAACGGUCGGUAAUCGGCAAGGGUAAUGCCAUUUCUUCGACCGGUGGUGAGUUUCAAACAUCUAACGGACGACGAUCUUUACGGGAAAAUCAGAGCGGAAAAACUGGCGUGAAACUAGAUCUCAUACUCAACGAUCAGGAUCAUCGAUCUCUCGAUACAGUGGGUGGUGAUGGAAGCGUUUUGCCGGAUUCCAAGAGCAGUAUUGACAUGCUUGAUCAACUCGAGAGGCAAGUCAAAGCCAUAGAACAAGGAACCAUUGCCGCUGCUGCUAGGUUUAAACAGGACGCAGGCACUGACGUCACGUCCGAUGAUAUUUCUUCUCAAUCGCAACACGAUCGUUCCUCCGUCGGCAAUACUGGUAGCGAUAAAAUUGUUCCUGAAAUCGAAUUGCGGUAUAGGGAACACGAGGAUUUACUUCGCAAUAACACCGACGACGAAGCUGAGGGGUCGACACCGCUGCAACGUGGCGAAGCGACGAGAAAUUCUACCGGAAAUGCUGGUAUAACGACAAAGAAGAGGGCUGGUGUUAAAUUGAAUCGUACAGCCUCGGACACGCGUCGAGGUAACGGGGACACAUCGGAUAUGCCGUUGAAAAUUCAAUCGCGCGCUCAACAAGCAAGGAAUAUCGUCAGACCAGUUAUGACCAAAAGGCAGCUCCAGCAGGAGGCUGCUGCCGGAAUUGGUACAAUUUCAACAACUUCUUCUACGGCUACUUCCACACCGAAACCGCUGACCAGCGUUAUUCAAAAGGCGAUACAAAACAUUGGAAUAAAAGAGACAGGGGAUGGCGUGGGGGUGUCGAGCAGUGUUCCGCAUCACACAAGAUUGUCGUCAAGAAGCCGAGCACCGGAGGAACCUCACAUUGGUAAAUACAGGCUAUUGAAAACAAUCGGUAAAGGUAACUUCGCCAAGGUGAAACUCGCCAAACAUGUUCCAACCGGAAAGGAAGUUGCCAUCAAAAUCAUCGACAAAACACAGCUCAACCCUGGCAGCCUUCAAAAGUUAUUCCGCGAAGUAAGGAUAAUGAAAAUGCUGGACCAUCCAAACAUCGUCAAACUGUUCCAAGUGAUUGAGACUGAGAAAACGUUGUACCUAGUAAUGGAGUAUGCGAGCGGAGGGGAAGUGUUUGAUUACCUAGUAUUGCAUGGUAGGAUGAAGGAGAAGGAAGCCCGGGCUAAAUUCCGUCAGAUAGUUUCGGCGGUACAGUAUUGUCAUCAGAAAAAGAUCAUCCAUAGAGAUUUAAAAGCUGAGAACUUGCUACUCGACAGCGAGAUGAACAUCAAGAUUGCUGAUUUUGGAUUCAGCAACGAAUUCACACCCGGCAAUAAACUUGACACUUUUUGUGGCUCUCCGCCAUACGCCGCACCAGAACUUUUUCAAGGAAAGAAGUAUGACGGGCCAGAAGUCGACGUAUGGUCAUUAGGUGUGAUAUUAUACACAUUAGUUUCGGGCUCACUGCCAUUCGACGGAUCUACGCUUAGGGAAUUACGAGAAAGAGUAUUGCGGGGCAAAUAUAGAAUCCCGUUCUACAUGUCGACCGACUGUGAAAAUUUAUUAAAAAAAUUUCUGGUGCUCAACCCCACAAAACGGGCCUCGUUAGAGGUACGUGGCGAUAAGAAUAUAAUGAAAGAUAAAUGGAUGAAUAUGGGAUACGAGGAAGACGAAUUAAAACCGUACUUAGAACCGGAACCCGAUUACAAGGACCACAAGAGGAUAGGUGAGUCUGCCAAGGCACUAGCUAGUAUGGGAUAUACACGAAGCGAAAUAGAAGAUUCCCUCGGCCAAGCUAAGUACGACGAUGUAUUCGCCACCUAUCUACUACUAGGAAGAAAGACCACAGACCCUGAAAGCGACGGUUCUCGGUCUGGCAGUUCGCUGUCGCUGCGCAACAUUCCGCCCCAAGUAGGAUCAGGGGGUGGCGGAGUCAGUGGAACGGGGACGGGAGGCGCAGCACAGAGUCCCUCGCAUCGAGGUGUUCACCGCAGUAUUUCAGCUAGCAACCCAAAACCCAGUAGACGAGCUUCUUCCGGAGGUGAGACACUCCGGUGCGCGCCUAGUCCUGGUAAUACGACGAACCACAAUCAUGCAACGACUGGUACGGGCGCUGGAACCUUAGCAGGUAGCGGUGGAAGUAACUUUAAACGUCAAAAUACGGUUGAUUCGGCAACAAUAAAAGAGAACAGUGCUCGCGUACCUGCGGGUAGACCGUCAGCACCGAAAAAUAGUCCAGGACAAUUAGACACCAUGACAAUGUUCAUUAUAGGUGUGGGAACGAGUCCUGGUGGUAAGUCGAGAGUCGGAAAGAGCAAUACAAUGAACGCCGGCGUCGGCAGCGGGAGACCUUUGACAUCUCCAGCGCCAGGUUCGGUUGGAAGACGCAGUACCAUCUCUUACGAUCAAGCUAAGACAUCUUCCUCUUCCACGGAGAGAACCAACGAUGUUCCCAGCCUCGGCGAGGGCACUAGGCCAGCAAGGGGUCACACCAAAUCUGCAAGCAUCAGCGCGGGCCACCGAUCUUCGAGUGGCGUACAGCCCGGCGACAACUCGCUGCUGGACCCGCAGCCCCGCAACGCCCACAACUCGUUACUCGCUACUGCUGACCCUCUUAGGCAGAGCCUUGGCGUUUCUCCGAGCAGCAGACUGGUACCUGCAGCAGCAUUCCCAAGGAAUGUUCCAAGCCGCAGCACCUUCCAUUCUGGACAAAAUAGAGCCCAGCGAAAUCACCCUCAGGGUCACACGCAUACACAGGACACGAACGCUAUCAGUCCACUGGCGAGGCCAUCUUUCUUUUCAAAAUUAUCAUCCAGGUUCUCAAAACGCCCCAUGGACCCAUCCGUACCUCCCAAGCACGCUGUAGUGAGUGGUGCAACCACUAAUGACGAGCAGGUAAAACCACGCAGUCUUCGUUUCACUUGGAGCAUGAGAACGACCAGCAGUCGGGAUCCAAAUGAAAUCAUGUCGGAAAUACGCAAGGUGCUGGAUGCCAAUAAGUGCCAGUACGAGCAGCGCGAGAGAUUUUUGCUGCUCUGUGCGCACGGAGACGCAGCAACGGAUAGCCAGGUACAGUGGGAGAUCGAGGUCUGCAAGCUGCCGAGGCUGUCACUGAACGGUGUGAGGUUCAAGCGGAUCUCAGGAACAUCGAUCGGCUUCAAAAACAUCGCCAGCAAGAUAGCGAACGAGCUCAAACUGUGACUGCCGGCUGCAGGCGCCACGGAGGCUGGUGCCAACCCAUAACCCCCUCGUGAUGAUCCACGCCAGCAAGUAGCAGCCACUUCCGACGACUAUUACUCUUACUUCUUCUGGGACUCGGCUUCGGGCUCUGACGAUCAGCAAGAGAUAUUCGUCUAGCCUUUCGCGUAACCAGAUCCCAGUAUUUCAUAACAUCUCGGUUAUCACACGCCUGUUUCUGCAUGGGAGAAGAAGAUGAGGGAGGGCGGGAGGGAGCGAGCGAGUGUGAGUGUUAGUGUAAUUGCGAGUGUGAGUGUGAGUGUGAGUGAGUAAGUGGGUGGGUGGGUUCGGAGUCGGUUACAAGCGUUUGUAACACGUUCGAGAUUGUUUUUGGUGGUUGUUGGUGUUUUUUUUCUUUUCUUUUUCUCCAUCAUUUUAACAAAAAAAAAAAAAAUAAAAAAUCAAAAAAGAAAAGAAAAACACAAAGAAAAAGAAAACACAAAAACAAGGAUUUUCACACGUCUAUUAUUGAUAAUAACGCAAUUUAUAAAUCAAUAACUAUUCCAUAUUGGUUGUUAUUUUAUUUUUUUUUUUUUCAAUUUUCCUUCAACAUUUUUGAUAUUCGUCUUUCGUUUUCUCUCUAAGGACAGACCCACCCCGAGUACGGCGAAUACGAUAAGACGACGAUGAUAUACCGCAAUUUGUGAGAAAGAAAACAUGAAAUUCCCUUCGGUAGAUACGUAUUAUUAUUAUACAUAUAUGUAUAAUCGUGUGUAUAAACACACGAAUGCAUAUUACUUAUAACAGUGUGUCGUUAUGUAUAUAGUGAUCUGAAAUUGGUACUUGCAGGUCCUCACUAAACCCUCGAGCGGUUUUAAUUUAAAAAUUAAGCCCUGUGAUUUAUCUCUACAUAUAUAUCAUUUAUACAUAUAUUUAUAUAUAUAUAUGUAUAUAAAUACGUGUAACUAAUAUCUAGUACUACUACACCGCUACUACUGGCUAAUACGUAUGUAUCCUAAUACUCUGAGUGCCAAAAUGGAAGAAUAUAAGUCCAGUCUGGUAGCCGCUGUAAACGAAUAAUUGUAAACGACUGAUCGACCCCAAAACUGUAAUAAGGAUCGCAAUUGAGCGCCGAAGGUGAAAUUUUCGGCGCUGAACAAGACGUCAUCACCACCACCACCACCACCCCCGCCCCCCUUGAUUAUCGGACUCGAUUACGCUGAACGUUAUUCUAAAAUUUACAUAAUAUAACUAUGAUAGUACAUAUUACAAUACAUACAUAAACUAGGGUACUUACUGAUAUUGCGCGGUAUUUUUUCCAAUUUUCUUUUGUUUUUAAAUUUUUUUCCCUUAUAUUUCACGUUGCAAUUUUUUUUUUUUCGUUUCGGCACUUGAAAUUUUUUCACGAUAUUAUCGGUUACUGGUGGUCGGGGAAUUCGAGUGCCCAAAUCACAUCGUUGCAAUCGUCAUAUCCACAUUGUAGUCGUCAUUGUCAUAAUAAUAAUUAUCAUCGUCAUCAUCGUCGUCGGAAGAAGAAGAAAUUGUUUGUUUUACAAUUAUACCACGACCCGUGCUUUUUACUUUUCUGAUUUCACACGUUGUUUACUUAUUUUUCUGUGCAAAUUUUCGGUCAUUUAAUAUCAAGUUCAUCAGUUCGUCGCGUUUAACAAACAUACAUACAAUACAUGCAUACAGAAACACAGCAUUAUAGACACUAGACAAUUAAUUACUAAUUCAAUAAUGAAUUAAUUAUUAUAAUUAUCAUCGUCAUAAUUAUCAAUAUUAUCAUCAUUCUCAUUAUGAUCAUCGUCAUUAUCGUUGAAUUAAGUAUAAUUAAAUAGGAAAAUAAAAGAUAUGAUUAAAACGAAGAACUUGGAGAAUGUGAAGUAUCCAACAAUGAUUUACUUUGUACAAUUAGUAAACUGAGCGAAUUGAGUUUAGCGUACUUUCAAAGGAAGAACAAGAACGUAAAACGCAAACAAAAAAAAAAAACAAACAAACAAACAAAGGUAACCAUCAAAAAAUUAACAAAAACAAGUGGAUAAGUGAAUAAAUAAAUGAAUUAAUAAAUAUUAAAAAACCGCAUUGUUAUACUAACAAGAUCUGCUAUUUUUACCAAGGAUAUAAUGAUGAUAAUAGAAAUAUAGGUAUUAUAAACGCAGGCUGUAUCAUCACGCCGUUAUUCACUAACUUUUACAUUUAUUUUUGUUUUUAUUUUCAAUUUCAUUUCUCCUCCUUCAUUGUCUUACGUUUCACUCAAUUUCUUUUAUCAUAUCUCAAUGAGGAACGAGGGGUCACACUUGUGAUUUCUUCAACAGUAGAACCUAUACAUACAUAUACAUAUAUAUGUAGUAGAUGCAAGGGCCACGAUGUAUAUAAUAUAGAAUAUAAAUAUAACCGGAAUAUGGUUUCCUCUAUAUGCAACAGUAAAAACAAAGUGAAAAUGAGAAUGGUGAGGGGAGAGAGAGUAAACAAUCGCAUAAAAAAUAAAUACGAAAUUGGUAUUCCUCUUAAAGAUGGUGAAAACAAACAGGAAUACAUGUAUUAGAACAUUACGAAUGUUUUAUAUCUGCUUUUGAAUAUCGUAUAAUUAGUAUACCUAUAUCAGUACAUUUUACUUUACUACCAGUAUAGAUAAAUAAUUUAUUUAACAGCAAAGUGAAAAGAAAUUACAAAAAAUUAAUGAAAGAAAGAAAUAGCAUCGUAUUUUUUUAGUUUUAUUAUUAUUAUUUAAUGUUAAUUCAUAUUUCGGAUUUAUUUCUCCUCGUAGUAAAUAAAUAUGUAUAAGUAUCAUUCAGUGAACGUGAUUUAUAGAAGAAGACGAAUAAUUUCAAUUUUGAAUUUCAAUUCACCUGAAUGCAGUGUUAUGAACAUAUGAACAAGCAUGUACACACUACCAUUGUUGUUCAACGUUUUUCGCAUUCAUAUAUACAUAUACAUACAUACAUACGUACAUACAUGCAUACAUACAUACACAGUGCACAUAUAAAAGAUAAAUAUCCAUAUAGGUACAUAUAUUUAAUAUCAGUAAUAAACAAGAUUAAUAAUUAUUGAAUUUGUCUUAUUAUUGAUUAAUUAUUCCGUUUAUAUGUGAAAUAUUUGAAACACUCUGAAUGCAUAAAUACCUACGACGACAGAAGAUGUAAAACAUAGGCAGGCAUCGCGACUUAUUUUAUUAUCAAAUAUAAAUAGAAAAAUUCGUAUUUAUGUAGUCAAAAAAAAAAUUUCACGUAAAAACAAAGGAGCCUUAGAAUAACUGAACAACAUCCCAUGCAAUGUAUAAUUAAUCAUUGAUCGGAAAAAUCGAGAGGUGGAUAAAUGAAUAUUAGAUUUUAACACACCUGAAGUGAAUAACGGAACUUUGAUUUUAUCCACAUUACCGAUUAAGUUACAUUUACUGUUUCACGUAUCCGUUGGAAUAUUCGACUCAGCGAUCCUCACUAAAGUGCAUUGCUGCAUAGAAAUUUAUUUCUUGGAAGAAAAUUUUUCGUCCGUUUUAUAACGCUUCAUUUUGUUUCAUUCUUCUUUCGAAAUUAUUUAUUUCAAUUUCUUUUCUUGUUAACUUUGUCUUACUUAAAAAUGUGCAUCAUAAUUGUUUCGAAUUGCAUUAUUCAUAUUCUACUGAUAGUUACUAAAUACCCAGUUACAUCGAGUAAAAUAUUCAACCAUUAUCGCGACUGUAUUAAUAACUUACUUCACAAUCUUUGCCACAGUUAUUAUAAAGUGAUACGUUGCAAUUAUACGUACAUUCAUACAUACACGCAUACUACAUACAUUUAAUAAUAAUUAUCAUUAUGAUUUUCGUUAUUAUUGCCAUUAUUAUCAUCAUUAUUAUUAUCACUGUUAUAAGAUAAGGAUCCUUGUAGUGUUGAUAGUAAACCCAUGAUACACAUGUAGGUAAUUAAUUAAUUAUGGUAUAUAAUAUAAGUGUAAUCAACAUACAAAAAUCCUCUGCUCGCAUGCUUGAAAACAAACAAAAAAAAUAUAUAUAUAAAAAUUGUAAAUGUAUAAAUUAAUAAUUAAUACUUGAGUGACAACGGAGGAAAAAAGGCGGAAGAAACAAGAGGCAAGCAAAAACUAUUAUAUACAAGUUAAGGAAAAAUACACCCAUACAUACAUACACACACACUCAUUAAUUUUAAUAUGAAUAUUAUGAAGGAUAAAAUUAAUAAUAAUAAUUAUUAUUAUUAUAUACGAUGUAUGGCUGAGCGGACAACUUUGAGCUACCUGAAUUAUUAUGUGAUUAGUAACUUGAGAAAAACGAUUAGAAAAUAGCAGAGAGAGAAAAAAAAAUAACACAACAAACAAACAAAAAAUCUUAAAGACGAGUGAAAGUAGUAAGUUAAUAAAAG
Neodiprion fabricii is the source of this 8591-nucleotide messenger RNA. Its product is annotated as serine/threonine-protein kinase MARK2-like. The record is from RefSeq and is a predicted model, not a curated record. Lineage: Eukaryota; Metazoa; Arthropoda; Insecta; Hymenoptera; Diprionidae. Gene Ontology annotation, cellular component: cytoplasm. Gene Ontology annotation, molecular function: tau-protein kinase activity; protein serine/threonine kinase activity; ATP binding. The transcript is spliced from 18 exons. Bases 604 to 4263 code for a protein of 1219 amino acids. Gene Ontology annotation, biological process: microtubule cytoskeleton organization; intracellular signal transduction; protein phosphorylation.